Caretta caretta (loggerhead turtle) is the source of this 2477-nucleotide messenger RNA. RefSeq names its product glutamate rich 6B (gene ERICH6B). The record is from RefSeq and is a predicted model, not a curated record. NCBI's taxonomy places the organism in Eukaryota, Metazoa, Chordata, Testudines, Cheloniidae.
GAACGCUAGGACAAUGUUUCCCGAACGUUGGAGUCGCGAGGAUUCGAAAGGAAGGUCGGAGCAGGGGGAGGGGAAUGCUGAGCCGCGGUGAUGGCAUCCGGGCUAAAAAUUGACCAGGAGCGGGACUGGCUGGUCAGGAGAGAAUGAUGAAUUGACUUCUUGCCUGUUGCUGAAGAUUUUCAUCUCCUUAAUGCAUUGCAGAUAUGUCGAAAGGACACAAGCUGUCAGUGGCUGGCAGUAACCAGCCCCAACUGAGAACAUCCGCAUCUCCCUCUGGGUGUAUUUCAUCAGAUUCCCAAUCUGCUAUUUUGUGCCUCACUGUAGAAAAUGUUAAAAAGCUAGAAAAAGAGUAUUUGACUGCAAAAGGAGUCCUUAGUAACCAGUCCGUGGAGGAGUACGUUAAGCAGAGUAAUCUCUGUUUGCUAGAGAGAGAGAGGAGUGGGGAAGUCAGCAGAGAGCAUGUCCCAGAUAAAAAAGAUCCGGAAGGAGCCAUCUCCUUCCUUUCAAGAGAGCUGAAUAAAAAGUACAAGGAAAUUCACUUGGAAAAGGCUGAAGAAAUUUCACACAAAGGCAGAUUAUUGGCAGAAUUUCAGGCAGAUUCUCUAUCAACUCCACAUGCUGGUUCUAAAUCAAAGGAAUCAAAUGAUGUAAAAGCCAGUCUGCUGUGGCCUCUCCGCAGAAAGUCUGCUGGUGGCUCUUCCGCCACUCACAGAAGAAGAUGUGAGGCUGAGGAUCUGGGGACCCAGACGGAAUGGAGUUAUUCAGACAAAUCCCUAGCGUCCGUUGAGAACGCUAUAUCAGUAAUCAGAGAGGAGAAGAGGAGCAGAGAAGAUGUGGAUGGCAAGGACAGUCCUGAGCCCACACUGAGUCAAGGCACUGUGGUACUCUUUCCUGACACAGAUGAAGAAAUUAAGACACAAGAGUCUGAAGAAGGAAGCGAAGAAAGUAACCAAACUAAAUCCAAAGAUGAAGUUGUGAGAGCUGAAAGUGAUGCAGCAGGAGGAGAAGACAAGAAGUCAGAUGAUGAAGCCCCGGAGCCCGAUUCAGAAGAGGCGACUUGUGAUGACCUGAAAAUAACUACCCUAUUCCUAGAUGAGGAAAAUCGCAUUGCUGAAGGAUAUGAAAGCUGUGAGUUUUGCAAGGCUGUUGCAAAGCCCAUCCCAACCGUAGAAGACCUGGAGACACAACCACUGGAAACUAUUUUGUGCUGCAGGAUGUACAAGGACGUAUUUGAGUGUGUGAUCAAGGAGCUGAUGGAAGGCAACUCAUUUGACGAAGAGAUUGAUAUUGCUCCUCAUCCUCACCUUUCACAAACAGUGCUAGAAAGUGACACCAGAAAGAAACUUGAGCAACAGUUGCAAGAGAGAGGUUUUGAUAAAUACAGGGAACUGUAUGAGCGGCAUAUGAGGUUUGGUGCCUUGACCAAAAUUUCAUUUCAAUUCUCGCAAUUCCAAGAAGAGAAUCCAGCACUGUCUCAAACUCCUGAAGACCUGGAUGCAACGUUCAGAGCAGAGCACUUAAAGGUUUGUCAUGCUCGUGACCCUGUAAGAAGAUAUUAUCCUGAUGGGCAGAAAUUCUUUCUUCUUUUUCCAGAUGGGACAGGUCAGGUUUUUUAUCCAUCAGGUAACAUUGCCGUCCUGAUCGUGUAUGUCAAGGAAGUACAGUUUAUAUACGUCAUCCUAGAGGAUCACACAUACUCAGGGAUUCAAGCAUUCUUCACAAACCGCGGCUAUGCCACGUGCUACCAUAGGAAUGGGCUCAUCUGGCUGAAUCUGGAUAGCCACACUGGCUCCUACUUCGAUAAGAAAGGAAGAAGACAGAAGCACUGGAGUUGGCAUGACUUCAGCCAUCAUGUUCAUGCACCACCUUUCCAGCCCAUCUGCAUGAAACUAAACAUCUAUAUCAGGAUUAAAAUUGUGGCUCAGGAGAAAAUUUACUUAUCAUUUGCUAAACAACAAAACUGCAUCCAUUUCAACAUGGGGGCUAGGCUAAAGUUGAAAGACACAGCCACACUCCACUUACUUAAACCAGCAGAAAGCCAGCUGGGACUACUCCUGCACUCCAAAAGCAUUCAGAUCAACAGCCUCCUAGCCAAAAUGAAGGAAGUACUACAAGACCUGCAGCGCACGCCAUUGGACAAAAUUCAGACGCUGCCCCGUGUUCUAGCACAGCUGCGUAAACUGCUGAAAUGGAGAUGCAGAAAGACUCUUGCCCAGUAGACACGCCGGGUGUUGCAAUGUUAGAUUUCUCUCUUGUCAAGUAAGGUUACAUGGGCAGUUCACUGUGGAAACAAUAAAACUCAUUUUCAAGCAUGUCGUAAGUGUUUAGCUGUAUUCCAGCGUAGAGCAGCUAUGGCACUAAACAGCACAUUUGAAAAUAGGCAGUGGAUUGUAUAUGCCUACGGAUCGACAGUACAUGCGCGCGAGUUUGACAGAAUGAGAAGGUGGUUCUUAUAGGUAGGAGAAAGGACAAUAGGG